AUGGCGCCAACGCAGCAGCAAAGCGACAAAGCCCCCCCGAAGGACUUCAACAAGCAUCUCUUCAAUACUGGCAUGUUCUCUGACAUCACGCUCAAGUACGGACAUGGACAUACGUUCAAAGCGCAUUCAGUGAUCUUAAAGACGAAGUCCGCAUGGUUUGCUGAAAAAUGCAGAGGACCGAAGGAGAUUCGGGAAGACGGAUCGCCGCAGAAAGCUCUUAAUUUGUUGGAAUGCGACAUGGCGUCGCCCUGCAAGGAAUAUCACCAGGACGAAAAAGGAGACUGCUCGGUUUGGAAAUUGCACCUCCAGAUGCUCAAGUUCUGUUACACAGGAGACUACACGGGAGACUACCGAUCUAGUCCACCAGGACGUAGGCUUGAUCAAAAGGCAACCAUUAGAGCAUCGAGAAGACAUACGUACCUAUACCUGUUGGGAAGGAGAUAUGGCAUCAUGGAUCUGCUCCCACUAGCCAUAGAAGGUUACGCGAAUACAGUAACAGAGCUUUUGCAACACGGAUUGGACGCAGCCCUUCCUCGGGUGAAUAACGCAUACGAACUUUUUGGUGCCGACAAAGACGACGCACUUGUCAGAGAAGCAAGGAAGUUUGCAGAGCGUAUUGCCGACAGCAUGGAUGUCGAGUUCAGUUCUGAACUCCUGCUCGAAGCAAAAAAGACCCAGAUCAACGCGAAGAUGCCCGAAGCCGGUCCAGACCUGCUACUCCGGGGUUACAAACCCAAAGUCCCAUCCUUCAGUCACCUCGCUGCUGAGGGGUCCAUCAACUCCCGACUUCCGACUGACGAUAAGACAAUGUGCUUCCGAUGCCGCAGAGCUGCCCCGGUCAAAGACACCCGUCUCUGCACAGAAUGCACCUACACGCCCAUCCUUCGUCAAAAUCCCGGACACAGUUCCCAACGCACGGACGAGUUCUGGGGUAGAGCCGCUUGCACAAAUACCCAGCUCCAGACCGGCAUCACAUGCACAUUUUGGGCAUGCCAAUUUUGCGACAAGAUCUGGCAAGGACAAGGGCUCCGACUGAGCGAAAAUGAGCUAAAGGGCUGCCCUGCUUGCGUGCCAAAAAGCACGAGUGUGAAGUUCGAUGCACGUGGACACGGGGUUGUGCAAUAUGGCAAUCGUUUGCAACCUUACCGUAUGGAACCUCCGACGCCGCGGAGAGUGGAGUGGCAGUGCCGGGGUUGCUUGACGAGCUGGGAGGCGUGGGUGGUACAGCAGCAGAAGUUGGAGGACAUGGAGAAAUGUGUCUGCUGCCCUGAGAAGGAGGCAUGA
Molecule: messenger RNA, 1284 nt
Organism: Paraphaeosphaeria sporulosa
Lineage: Eukaryota; Fungi; Ascomycota; Dothideomycetes; Pleosporales; Didymosphaeriaceae
Exons: 2
Coding region: 1-1284 (427 amino acids)
Molecular function (GO): protein binding
Source: RefSeq, a predicted model, not a curated record